Molecule: messenger RNA, 572 nt
Organism: Thalassophryne amazonica
Lineage: Eukaryota; Metazoa; Chordata; Actinopteri; Batrachoidiformes; Batrachoididae
Gene: s100a10b
Product: S100 calcium binding protein A10b
Exons: 3
Coding region: 123-434 (103 amino acids)
Cellular component (GO): cytoplasm
Molecular function (GO): calcium ion binding
Source: RefSeq, a predicted model, not a curated record
UUUCUCCCUCCCUGUCUAGGAGUUGCCUCCCUGACUAUAAACUGGUGGUUAAACUUUGCGUCAGCCCCCUUUUUCCAGCACAAACACUUCUCUGUUCCUCUCGUGCAGCCAUCUCUGCAGACAUGUCCGAGCUGGAGAACUGCAUGGAGUCCUUGAUUAUGCUCUUCCACCGAUAUGCAGAAGAAGACAGUGAUAAACAGUACUUAAACAAGAAGGAACUAAAAAAACUUAUUGAAACUGAGCUGCCCAACUUCCUGAAGAAUCAGAAGGACCCAAAAGCAGUGGACAGAAUCAUGACUGACCUGGAUCGCAACAAAGAUCAAAAGUUGGACUUUGAAGAAUUUCUUCCACUUGUCGCCGGCCUCUCGAUUGCCUGCGAGAAAUGUUUUCGGUUCUACAAGAAGAAAGAAAUAAAAGGAAAAGGAAAAAAUUAGAAGAAAACACUGGCACACAAACAUGCCAAACUCCAAAUGCUACCACUGUUAAGAUUUUACCUUCUCUAUGUCUGAUUGCAUUGUUUUCUUUAAUACUUGUCAUGUUUCAUACAAGAUAUUAAAGAAUUUUAAAUAAUC